AUGGACAGCCUGUACCUCCUCAGCAAGGCGCAGUUCCACCAGCUGGCGACGCACAUCUCCCUCUACCACGAGGACGCGUCGCCCGGCUACCGCGCACUCGGUGAGGAGUGUGUGCGGCUCGCCGGCCUCAGCCCCGACCGCCACGUCUACUGGAACGUGCCCAACAUGAGCUCCUUCUUCGGCAAGACGGUGCCGCUCGAUGUGCACGGAGGCUACGUGCUGGUCGACGAGAGCGCCGCGGGGCGGGCCGCGACGAGCUACGGCAUGCUGCGCUACGCCUACCUAUCGGCGGCGGUGCGCACGAAGGAGGGUGGCCGCUGGCGCUACGACUUCAUGACGAUGAAUGUCACGCUUGGCGUCGGUGUCGCGAGCGGAUUCGCCGCCCUCUCUGCUGGCAGGAAGCGGUGGGGGUGGAUGCGGCGCCACCCGGUCGGCAGCGUUGCCGUCAGCCUGCUCACAUGCGUCGCCGCCACGGUGGCGUCGCGGCAGGCGAUCCGCCUCCUCGGCAUCGGCGUCGUGACGGCGCGGAACAGCCACAAGAAGGCGCUGGCAAAGCUGGACUGCGCCGACUGCUACGACGACGUCAACCUGUACACCGCGCAGCAGGUGGAAGAGCUGCGCAAGCAGGAGUUCCCGCAGCAGCCGGGGAUGCCGGCGCCGCCCGAAGAAUUCGUGAAGCGCUUCGAGCGGGGCAAGGAGGUGCAGGUGAAGCUGCUCGAGGUAGACAUGGAGGAGGUGGGGGCGUCGAAGCGGCGCGUCGGCACUCGCCUUUGCGACGUGCACCGCUGCCUCCGCGAGGACGAGAAGUACGCUGAGACGGUGGCGCUGCCAAUCCUCCCCGCGGAUAUUCAGCGCGCCCGGGAGAGGGCGCGCGAGGCUGAAGUGGAGACAAAGACAGACUGA
Messenger RNA from Trypanosoma grayi, 903 nucleotides. RefSeq lists its product as hypothetical. The transcript has a single exon. The record is from RefSeq and is a predicted model, not a curated record. Lineage: Eukaryota; Euglenozoa; Kinetoplastea; Trypanosomatida; Trypanosomatidae. Bases 1 to 903 code for a protein of 300 amino acids.